AUGUUCCGAAACAGAGCAUUCUUAUCUCUUGCCAACCGUUUGGAAGUUGAAAUAUCAGAAAGAAAGGAUAUUGAUAACCAAACAAGAGAUCUUCAAAACGUUACGUACAAGGAAUUAAUCCUUUCAUCUUUUGAUUUCCCUGACAUGAAAUUACUCGCUCUAUCUGGCGUUCGAGAUUGGGAUUUAUUCAUGCAGAAUAGCCCCGAUAGAUCGAGUGCCUCAAACAUUACAUCCUUAUCCCUCACCAACACGGUGCCAGCAGAUCGAGGCUUGACGAAGCUUUUAUCGUGGCCAAAGGCUCUAAAGUCUCUCCGUUACGAGCUCGCGCUUUCCGAGAUCCGUGGUCGUAGACAGUUCGAAAGUUCUCCUUACCCAGAUAGAUUCGUUUUAUCGGCGAGAGAAUUCAGCGUCGCACUGCAACCGCAUGAACAUAGCCUCGAAGAACUCUUCAUCGAAGGCUGCACCACGGGUAAUGGACCUGACUUUGAUCCAAGGCAACUUAUCGAUCUUCAUUCAUUCACCAAUUUAAAAUACGUUCGGCUUCCACUUAACUUUCUGUUCAUAUCUCAGUCAGACGCGAGCUAUUAUGGUAUCUCCUAUUCCGCCACGGCAAUCUCGCAAAUUCUUCCACCUGCUCUUGAGGAACUGCGCAUUGGGAUAGAUUACGAAUGGCAUUGGCUGACCCUUUUCUCUCUCAUUCCAAUUAAUGAGAUGCUUUCUCCACCUUUCGAUGAAGAUACAAAUUAUGGACCAGGGGAGCUGAGCAGUUUCGUCUGUGAAAUUGUGAAGAAUAGGGAUAUGCGAUACACGGGACUACGUUCAAUUAUAUUUGAGGAUGCUAUGGCUUAG
Molecule: messenger RNA, 849 nt
Organism: Botrytis deweyae
Lineage: Eukaryota; Fungi; Ascomycota; Leotiomycetes; Helotiales; Sclerotiniaceae
Exons: 1
Coding region: 1-849 (282 amino acids)
Source: RefSeq, a predicted model, not a curated record